AUGGGUGACCGAAGCACCGGUGGUGGUGGCGGAGGUGGUGGUGAUUGGAUUACGUAUCCACCGCUCACCGCAACCAAUUAUACAAGCUGGAGCAUCAGCGUUCAGGCGAUCAUGGAGGAUCAGGGCGUUUGGGAGAUCAUGGAACCAUCGGGGGAGACGUCCGAUCAGGGCACAAUGACGGUGAGGUUUGUUAGCGAGGAGCGCAUCAAGGAGGCACGGUUGCAGACAUUGAAAAGCGAAUUUGAUGGCUUGCGGAUGAAGGAGGAGGAGUCGAUCGAUGUGUAUGCUGGGAAGCUGACGAGGAUGUCAGUGAGGUAUGCAAAUCUAGGCGGCACGUUGGAUGACGCUGCACUGGUGAAGAAGCUCUUUGACACCAUGCUAGAGCGCUACAUCAACGCGGUCGUCGGGAUCGAACAAUUCUAUGAUCUCAAGAAGCUCGCGUUCGAUGAAGCUGUUGGGUGGUUGAAGGCAUAUGAGGAGCGCACCAAGCAGGGAGCGGGUGGUGCGAAGUCAGACACCGACCAGGUGCUACUGACGCAAGCUGAGUGGGAGGCUUGGCAAAAAUGGACGGCAGUGGUUGAGUCAGUUCAGCAGGGAACUGAGACACAGACUGACACUAUUCAUGGUCAGACAACAGAUGUAGAAUCAGCUGCAGCUCAAAAUGCAGACUUGGAUCAAGGUGAUAUGGACAUGGGAGAUUCAAGUGACUAUGAUGAGGAACCUUUGAGUUUCAGAAGCCUGAAUGAAGUGUAUCAAGAUAGUGUGGAAGUGGAGUUAACUUUUGACACAGGAGUUGAUGCACUAUUAGCAGUGAUGGAGGAACCUAAGUGCUACAAAGAAGCAGCUGGUGAUAGAGAUUGGGUGGCAGCUAUGUAG
Molecule: messenger RNA, 876 nt
Organism: Miscanthus lutarioriparius
Lineage: Eukaryota; Viridiplantae; Streptophyta; Magnoliopsida; Poales; Poaceae
Source: the annotation of a GenBank genome assembly